GUGCAGGGCGGACCGCUCUCAGCCUCCUCACCUCCGCUCCCUCCGCUCCCUCAGCUCUCUCUCCUCACUGAGUCUCACAUGCGAACUGCCCCGACACCGUCAACAUGCUGGCCGCUAGUAAACGCUACGCUGUGAUAGCGUGCGCUGUGCUGCUGUGUUUAGUGCCGUCGGGCUACACGGCGAAAAAGCCAGUGAGGUGUCCUUCAUCCUGCAGCUGCUCCAAGGAGUCCAUCAUCUGCGUCGGAUCUGCCUACGUGCCGCGGAGCACGCCGGGCGAAGUCAGCUCUCUGAGCAUCGUGAAUGGGACCUUCUCUGAGGUCAGGGAGGCCGUAUUCUCACACAUGCCAUCUCUCCAGCUCCUAUUACUUAAUUCAAAUGCUCUUACCACAAUUAAGGAUGAUGCAUUCUCAGGCUUACCACACCUUGAAUAUUUGUUUAUUGAAAAUAAUAAGCUUGAGACCACAUCAAAAUAUUCCUUUAGAGGACUCAAGGAUCUGACUCAUCUGUCUUUGGCAAACAACAAGAUCAAAGCCUUGCCAAGAGAUCUCUUCAGUGAUCUGGACUCGCUAAUCGAGCUAGACCUGAGGGGCAAUGCAUUUGAGUGUGACUGCCGUGCUAAAUGGCUGAUGAUGUGGGUGAAGAACACCAAUGCCUCAGUGUCAGAUAUCAUGUGUGCUGGCCCAGAGGAGAUGAAGGGCAAGAGGCUCAAUGACAUGACAAGCCUCCAUGAUGAGUGCAUCUCCACAGAUUUUAUUCCACUUCAGUCUGUGAUGACUGAGUCUCUUUCUGUGGACACAUUCUCCCACAAGAACGAUGUGUAUGUAACAAUCGCUGCUCCUAAUAUAGAGAGCUGCAUGGUGCUUCAGUGGGACCACAUCGAAAUGAACUUCAGGAGUUAUGACAACAUUACAGGUCAGUCUAUUGUUGGCUGUAAGUCAGUGAUCAUCCAAGACCUGGUAUUUAUGAUUGUUGCUCAGCUGUUUGGUGGUUCUCACAUUUAUAAGUUUGAUGAAGAUCAAAGCAAAUUCACCAAGUUUCAGGAUAUUGAAGUCUCCAAGAUCUCCAAGCCCAAUGACAUAGAGACCUUCCAAAUUGGUAAUGAAUGGUUCUUCAUCAUUGCUGACAGCUCUAAGGCUGGUCUUUCAACCCUCUAUAAGUGGAAUGACAAAGGCUUCUACUCCUAUCAAUCACUGCAUGAAUGGUUCCGUGAUACUGAUGCAGAGUUUGUGAACCUGGAUGGCAAGGCUCACCUUAUUCUGGCCAGUCGUUCCCAAGUUCCAGUCAUCUACCAGUGGAGCAAAAGUGCACAAAAGUUUGUGUUGCAGGGUGAAAUCCCCAACAUGGAGGAUGUAGUUGCUAUCAAAGCAUUCUGGAUUAAAGAGGACCUGUAUCUGGCUAUGACACGAUAUAUUGGUGACUCCAAAGUCCUACACUGGACUGCCAAACAUUUCUCUGAAAUUCAGGCCCUUCCCUCAAGAGGUUCCAUGAUCCUUCAGCCAUUUUCCUUUAAAGAACGAUAUUAUUUGGCUUUAGGUAGUGACUACACGUUCUCACAGGUCUACCUGUGGAAUCCAGAGGACAAGGUUUUUGAACGCUUUAAGGAGGUCUACAUUCAGGCCCCACGAUCUUUUACAAUGGUCUCCACAUAUCGCAGGGACUUCAUCUUCGCUUCCAGCUUCAAGGGGAGCACGCAGAUAUUUGAGCAUAUUAUUAUUGAUCUGAGCCUUUGAGGUCUUAUAGACAAAAAUGUUGAAUGGAAGCAUUUCAGCAUCCUACAAUGUCUUCCACUUUUCCAAGAAGGGGUUAAAAAAAUAAUGGCUGUGAAUAAUUUGUAGUAUCAGGUAUGUAAUGUAAAUUCAUGUGCAUGGUAGUUCAUGCAUUUGUAUGAUGUUUUUCCAUUCCUCUGAAAAUAAGCUUUUAGUUAUUUUAUACAUCUUCAUCAGAGAUGUAUUUCCACCUAUCUGAAAAAUUAGGAUAUUCAUGGAGCGCUGCCCCAUUGUACUCAUCUCAUCUGCAUAUCCAACACCUAACAGCAAAGAUGUUCUUUAGCAAUCGUCCUGCACCUGCAUGAUACUGUUGCAGAUAUGAUUUCCAUACAGGCAUGCUGAAAAAUACAGACAUGUAAAGAUAUACAGGUGACAAAGUCUGUAACAUUCAAUUCCCCAAUAUCUGUCAUAGCUGAUAAUUAAUUUACAUAUUCUCGAAUGAUUAUUAAAAGCAUACAUUCUUUUUCUGAAUAUAGGACAUGACUAUUCAAAAGCAGUUACACAGAAUGCCGAAGUAUAUGUAAAUGCACACAAAUUUAAGUUUGUUGUAUCAAAUUCAUAGAUUUCAUUCUAUUUUGCAAAUGUAUGUUUUAUAGCAAAUUCAAUGUAUAUUGUAAAUGAUACACACACACACACACACACACACAAAAACAACUCAAGGAAAUAUCUGAGACUUUCAUCCAGUAAAUACAAAAGCAUUUUAUGUUCUAGUUAUCAUUAAAAAUCCCCACAUUUCA
Molecule: messenger RNA, 2503 nt
Organism: Clarias gariepinus (North African catfish)
Lineage: Eukaryota; Metazoa; Chordata; Actinopteri; Siluriformes; Clariidae
Gene: lgi2a
Product: leucine-rich repeat LGI family, member 2a
Exons: 8
Coding region: 105-1730 (541 amino acids)
Biological process (GO): inhibitory synapse assembly
Molecular function (GO): protein binding
Source: RefSeq, a predicted model, not a curated record